Molecule: messenger RNA, 795 nt
Organism: Pseudomassariella vexata
Lineage: Eukaryota; Fungi; Ascomycota; Sordariomycetes; Amphisphaeriales; Pseudomassariaceae
Exons: 1
Coding region: 1-795 (264 amino acids)
Source: RefSeq, a predicted model, not a curated record
AUGGUCAGCAUCACCCACCACCUCCUACACAACGCCGAAACAGCGCAGCUCUACAGAAAUGCCACACAGAGCAACUACCUCCGCCUCGCAGGCCAAGGCAAGCUCCCCAAAGAUGACCUUUCAAAAUGGCUCUCCCAGGAUCGACUGUAUGCGCAAGCAUACACGCGCUUCAUCGGCGGGCUGAUAUCGCGCCUGCAUCUACCCAUGAGCUCGCAGCGCGGCACCGUGGACACGCUCGAGUGGCGGGUCCUGGCUAUGCUGCAGGGCGCGCUGGAGGGAAUCAUGACGGAGCUGCAAUUCUUUGAGAAGACGGCCAGGGAGUACGAUCUGGACUUACAGGCCUGCUCUGCUUGCAGCAGCAGUCAGGGGGCGACGGAUUUCCGGCCGGAUGAUGUGACGAAGAGAUACAUUGACCUGUUCGACUCGUUCGGUGGUGAGGCGAAGAAAAAUGCGGGGGCGCAGCACAAGUCGCUAAUUCAGGGUUUGGUGCUGCUGUGGGCGACCGAGAAGGUGUACCUGGAUGCGUGGACGUAUGCGAAGGAGCAGGGUGGUGCGGAUGCGAUUGCAAAUGGGGAUGACGACUUGGACGGGGGGGCGCUGAGGAGGCAUUUCAUCCCUAACUGGACUAGUGAUGAGUUCAAGCGCUUCGUCAAGGAGAUACAGGAGUGUGUAGAUGCUUGCGCUGCUGCGUAUAGUGCUGAAGACGAGGUGGAGAAGAUCGCUAUGGAGGUCUGGAGGGACGUCCUUGUGCUGGAGGAAAGCUUCUGGCCGUCUGUCAAGUCACGGAAGGAAUAA